Molecule: messenger RNA, 1142 nt
Organism: Lucilia cuprina (Australian sheep blowfly)
Lineage: Eukaryota; Metazoa; Arthropoda; Insecta; Diptera; Calliphoridae
Gene: rnh1
Product: ribonuclease H1
Exons: 5
Coding region: 67-1032 (321 amino acids)
Biological process (GO): DNA replication, removal of RNA primer
Molecular function (GO): RNA-DNA hybrid ribonuclease activity; magnesium ion binding; nucleic acid binding
Source: RefSeq, a predicted model, not a curated record
UAGUUUCUUCUUUUAUCCGUAUACAAAUUGUGUUUCUUUAGAAAAGAAUUAAUAGUUUUUCAUUAAAUGCAAUUAUUAAAAAUUGCAUUCAAUAAUAUUCAAAUAAAUCGAAUAAUGUCUUUUUACGCUGUGGCAAAGGGUCGUAAAAUUGGAAUUUAUAAUACUUGGCCCGAAUGUGAAGAACAAAUAAAAGGUUAUAGAGGGUCCAGAUAUAAGAAAUUUCCAACUCGUUCAGAAGCGGAAGAAUUCAUUGGGGCUUAUCAUGCCGAAGGCAUUAAUGUAUUAUACAAAGUUGAUACAAAAAAGAAUAGACCUAAGAAAGAAGAGGAUCCAAACGAGUACUGGCCACCUUGUGAUGGAGAUAAUUGUGAAUUAACAGAUGAGGAUUUGUUAAACGCUUUAGCUGAAGUUGAAGGACUAGCCGAUACUUCAGAUAAUCGUAAACGUAAAGCUGAUAAUUUUACGGGCAGUUCCUCAAGUAAAAUACCUAGACAUGAAUCUGUUGUAUGGGAACCGGUUGCUAUAAAAUAUAUUGACAAUAUGGAAUUUCUUCUAGAUUCGGAGGGUUACGUUAUUGUCUAUACAGAUGGUUCAUGUUUUAAUAAUGGACAAAGGAAUGCUUGUGCUGGCUAUGGUGUAUAUUUUGGCGAUAAUCAUGUUCUUAAUGCUGGUAAACCCGUAAAUGGUCGCGUUACUAAUAAUGUUGGCGAAAUACAAGCAGCAAUUUAUGCCAUUAAAGCUGCCAAACGUUUAGGUAUUACCAAGCUAUGUAUAAGCACUGACUCCCAAUUUCUAAUUAAUUCCAUAACACUCUGGAUAAAAGGAUGGAAGGCAAAAGAUUGGCGUUUAAAAAAUGGUGAUCCAGUUAAAAAUUUAACAGACUUUCUGGAAUUGGAUUCAUUAUUGGAAGAUGAUAAGAUUUUAAUAAAAUGGAAUUAUGUAAAAGCUCAUAAAGGUAUAAAGGGAAAUGAAAUGGCGGAUAGAUUGGCACGAGAAGGUUCUGAAAUAUAUAGGAGAAUGUAUAUGAGAUAAAAACAUAUGCGCGUACUUUAUUUAUUUAAAUUAAUUUUGGAAUACUGGAAUAUAAGAACAAGAAAAUAUACAAAUCUUUAAAUAAAACGAUUGGAUAUUGAAACUUAAAA